CCCGCAUCAGAGUACUUCAUCUCCUCGUCUCACAACACCUAUCUAGUCGGACAUCAGCUUAUCGGCGAUAGCACGAUUGAAGGCUACAUCCGAGCUCUUUUGCACAGUUGUAGGAGUGUCGAAUUGGACAUAUUCGACGGCGACCAUGAGCCUAUGAUCUUCCAUGGCAAGACACUUACCACCAAGGUGUCCCUCCGGGAAGUCUGCCAGGUGAUCAAGAAAUAUGGGUUUGUCGCCUCGCCUUAUCCAAUCAUUCUGUCCGCGGAAGUUCACUGCUCGGUGGCCCAGCAAGAUAUGAUUGCUGCGAUCAUGAUCGAGGUGUUUGAGGACACUUUGAUUCAGGAACCACUAGAGGAGCUGGCGGAGGGGCGGAGGAUUGAGGUGCUUCCGAGCCCCGAACAGUUGAAGGGGAAGAUAUUAUUGAAGCGUCUUCAUCGUCCGCCUCUUCCACGUUCCCCAGCACCAUCAUCCCCUCAUCUUCCCGCAAUCCCCAUUUCUCCCGUUCCGAUCGAGACUACUUUGAAACCCCCAAACACAAUUUCCGCCAGACGCCCAUCUGAUACAUCUGAACUUUCCCGACCGAAACCCAAAAUGUCGCCAGCACUUGUGGCAUUGCUGGUAUACACUGUCGGUGUCAAAUGUCGCGGAAUUAACAAGAAGGAGGAGUAUGCCCCAGUGCAUAUGUUCUCACUGUCUGAGAACGCGGCGAACAAGAUGCUGAAGUUUGGGAUGAUGGACUUGGUGAAGCACACGCGAACGCAUAUGGUCAGGAUCUACCCCAAGGGCACGAGAGUGAGUUCGACGAACUAUGAGCCUCAUCGAUUCUGGUGUGCCGGUGCCCAGCUUGUUGCGAUGAAUUGGCAAACGUUUGGUAUGCUCCCCUUGCGGAACGGACGAUCUGGGUUCGUGUUGAAGCCUCUUGCGCUUCGUAUAGGAUCCAAGGACCUUCUUUCAAAGCGUACACAACACCGUUUCGACGUCACUAUUAUCUCUGCACAACAGCUACCCAGGCCAAAAAACGCCUCAGGGCACGAGAUUAUGGACAAAACGAAUGCAGUGAAGAAUAAUGGGUUUAACCCGGUGUGGGAGGAGAAGUUGCGGAUACCGUUUGAGUGUGUGGGUGAUAUGAUGGAUUUGGUUUUUGUGAGCUUAGAGCAUGGUAUGUUCUCUCGAUAUCAUCUAUAUUGCAGGGAGAACUCAUGUGGUUGGGCAGGUUAUCGACAUCUUCCCCUGCAUGAUUCACAACUGUCUCAGUACCUGUUUUCGACGCUGUUCGUCAAGAUCAAUGUUACUCUGGUAGAAGUAUGA
Messenger RNA from Laccaria bicolor S238N-H82, 1308 nucleotides. RefSeq lists its product as uncharacterized. The annotation marks the transcript as partial. Gene Ontology annotation, biological process: lipid metabolic process; phosphatidylinositol-mediated signaling. The transcript has 7 exons. Gene Ontology annotation, molecular function: phosphatidylinositol-4,5-bisphosphate phospholipase C activity. The record is from RefSeq and is a predicted model, not a curated record. Lineage: Eukaryota; Fungi; Basidiomycota; Agaricomycetes; Agaricales; Hydnangiaceae.